Molecule: messenger RNA, 303 nt
Organism: Paraglomus occultum
Lineage: Eukaryota; Fungi; Glomeromycota; Glomeromycetes; Paraglomerales; Paraglomeraceae
Source: the annotation of a GenBank genome assembly
AAGAUUUAUCUUCGGAUGCUUCAGUCGCAUACAGAUGACAUUGCAGGCCAGUCUGUAGAAGUGGUAGAAGAAGAAGAAGUCAAAGCCUUCACCUAUAGUAGGAUAUACGCUCUAUGUGUUGGGUUCUAUGCAUAUAGAUAUUUCAUUGUAUGUGCCAUUAAAGAGCUUCGCCUGAAAUACCAGUUUUUUGAAUAUUAUAUUUUCGCUCGAGAUGCAAUACGAGCAGAAUCCGAGAGAUUCGCUACCAUAGAUUGGCCAGAAAUUCCAUUCCUUCUUUUGCACAUUAGAUUUAAACUGCCAUAG